GUGCCAACAGUGCUUCUCCCACCUCUAUUCCAAAUUGUUCAGUCAUUCUCGCUGUAAAACAAAAGGAAAAUAUAGCUUAAUCUCGCCUUUUGCACAUUAAAUCAUACCAAUUGCAAUUGAACACGAUGCCGGACUACCUGGGCGACGAUCAGCGCAAGGUGAAGCACGACGAGAAGGAGGACAAGGAGAUAAAAUCGCUGGACGAAGGCGACAUUGAGCUGCUGAAGACCUAUGGUCAGAGCCAGUACCACAAGUCGAUCAAGAGCAUCGAGGAGGACAUCCAAAAGGCAGUGAAGCAAGUAAACGAGCUUACCGGGAUCAAGGAGAGCGACACGGGUCUUGCGCCUCCGGCCCUGUGGGACUUGGCCGCGGACAAGCAGAUAUUGCAAAAUGAGCAACCGCUGCAAGUGGCCCGCUGCACCAAGAUCAUCAACGCGGACUCCGACGAUCCCAAGUACAUCAUCAAUGUUAAGCAGUUCGCUAAGUUCGUGGUGGACCUGGCCGACUCGGUGGCUCCCACCGACAUCGAGGAGGGAAUGCGCGUCGGCGUUGACCGCAACAAGUACCAGAUCCACAUUCCGCUGCCGCCCAAGAUUGACCCCACGGUGACCAUGAUGCAGGUGGAGGACAAGCCCGAUGUCACUUAUAGUGAUGUGGGUGGCUGCAAGGAGCAGAUCGAAAAGCUGCGUGAGGUGGUGGAGACGCCUCUGCUGCACCCGGAAAAGUUUGUCAACCUGGGCAUUGAGCCGCCCAAGGGAGUGCUCCUGUGGCCCCCCGGAACGGGCAAGACGCUGUGUGCCCGGGCCGUUGCCAACCGAACAGACGCCUGCUUUAUUCGCGUCAUUGGCUCAGAGCUGGUGCAGAAGUACGUGGGCGAGGGAGCUCGAAUGGUGCGCGAGCUCUUUGAGAUGGCGCGCUCCAAGAAGGCCUGCCUUAUCUUCUUCGACGAAAUCGACGCCAUUGGCGGUGCCCGCUUUGACGAUGGCGCCGGCGGUGAUAACGAGGUGCAGCGCACCAUGUUGGAGCUGAUCAACCAGCUGGACGGCUUCGAUCCGCGUGGUAACAUUAAGGUGCUGAUGGCGACCAACAGACCUGACACCCUGGAUCCCGCGCUGAUGCGUCCCGGGCGUCUUGACCGCAAAGUGGAGUUCGGCCUUCCCGACCAGGACGGACGCUCGCACAUCUUCAAGAUUCACGCUCGGUCGAUGUCCGUGGAGCGCGACAUUCGCUUCGAUCUGCUAGCGCGCCUCUGCCCCAACUCUACGGGAGCUGAGAUACGAUCGGUGUGCACGGAGGCGGGCAUGUUCGCCAUUCGGGCGCGCCGCAAGGUGGCCACCGAGAAGGACUUCCUCGAGGCCGUCAACAAGGUUAUCAAGAGCUACGCCAAGUUCAGCGCCACCCCCCGCUAUAUGACCUACAAUUAAGUUUAUUUUUAUUGGCACCAUUCUGUAUCCUCUGCGAGGUAAACUGUAAUACAUCCUGCAGUUGGCAAUUCUUGAAAUAAAACGAAACCUAUACCUUCAUGAACUAAGAA
Molecule: messenger RNA, 1534 nt
Organism: Drosophila ficusphila
Lineage: Eukaryota; Metazoa; Arthropoda; Insecta; Diptera; Drosophilidae
Gene: Rpt1
Product: 26S proteasome regulatory subunit 7
Biological process (GO): proteasome-mediated ubiquitin-dependent protein catabolic process
Cellular component (GO): proteasome regulatory particle, base subcomplex
Molecular function (GO): ATP hydrolysis activity; proteasome-activating activity; ATP binding
Source: RefSeq, a predicted model, not a curated record